AUGGCCGGCGAAACACCAGAGAAGGGCGAUAAAGUAAGCUGGAACUAUGGAGGUGGCGCGCCUGGCGGCACAGUCGCCGAGACAAAGACCGAGGGCGAUGUCGCGAUCAAGUCGAAGCGCGGCAACACGAUCAAGAAGAAGGCCGAGCCCAAUAACCCAGCCGUUCACAUUGAACGUAGCGGCAACGAUGUCGUCAAGAAGGCCUCUGAGCUAAACAUCGACAAGAAAGCUUCCGGUGCCAAGUCCAAGGCCAAGGACGACAAGAAGCGCAAGGCUGAUGACGAGGAAGAAAAAGAAGAAGAAGAGACAAAGGAUGACGACAAGCACGAAGAACAUGAUGGCAAGGAAGUACGAAAGGGUGGAAAGACCGCCAAGGCCAGUGCUGCUACCAAGAAGCAGAAGAAGACGCCUGAGCCUGCCAAGGAAGAGGAGAAGGAGAAAGAUAAGAAGAAGACUCCAGAGCCUGCUAAGGAGAAGAAGGAGACUAAGAAGGAUGAGCCCAAGCAGGACGCUGAGAAGAAGGCUAAAGGUCGUCCCAAGGGCACUACCACUGCAGCGAAGAAGGAUAAGAAGGAGACAGCUCCACGAGCAGGUGGUGAUCUAGUCAGCACGCGAACACGUAGUCAGGCUAAGAAAUAG
Messenger RNA from Lithohypha guttulata, 639 nucleotides. RefSeq lists its product as uncharacterized. The record is from RefSeq and is a predicted model, not a curated record. Lineage: Eukaryota; Fungi; Ascomycota; Eurotiomycetes; Chaetothyriales; Trichomeriaceae. Bases 1 to 639 code for a protein of 212 amino acids. The transcript is spliced from 2 exons.